Molecule: messenger RNA, 3081 nt
Organism: Mesocricetus auratus (golden hamster)
Lineage: Eukaryota; Metazoa; Chordata; Mammalia; Rodentia; Cricetidae
Gene: Slc22a3
Product: solute carrier family 22 member 3
Exons: 11
Coding region: 90-1745 (551 amino acids)
Biological process (GO): transmembrane transport
Cellular component (GO): membrane
Molecular function (GO): transmembrane transporter activity
Source: RefSeq, a predicted model, not a curated record
CGGCGGGUGCAGAGCUGCGGGCGGCGGCGCCCGCGGGUCACUUACAGGCCGAGCGGCGGGCGGCAGUACGCGGGGUGGCGGGGCGCACCAUGCCCACGUUCGACCAGGCGCUGAGGAAGGCGGGCGAGUUCGGGCGCUUCCAGCGGCGCGUGUUCCUACUGCUCUGCCUGACCGGUGUCACCUUCGCCUUCCUCUUCGUCGGUGUGGUCUUCCUGGGCAGCCAGCCCGACUACUAUUGGUGUCGUGGGCCGCGUGCCACCGAGCUGGCCGAGAGCUGUGCCUGGAGCCCCAAGGAGGAGUGGAACCUCACGGCACCAGAGCUCCACGCUCCCGCCGAACGCCGAGGCCAAGGCCACUGCCACCGCUACCUGCUGGAAGCCACCAAUGCCAGCACUGAGCUCAGCUGCGACCCACUGGCUGCCUUCCCCAACCACUCCGCGCCCCUGGUGCCCUGCAGCGGCAACUGGCGCUAUGUGGAGACCCACUCCACCAUCGUCAGCCAGUUUGACCUUGUCUGUGUCAAUGCCUGGAUGUUGGACCUCACCCAAGCCAUCCUGAACCUGGGCUUCCUGGCUGGGGCAUUCACCUUGGGCUAUGCAGCAGACAGGUAUGGCAGGAUAGUCAUUUACCUAAUAUCCUGUUUCGGUGUUGGCGUCACAGGGGUCGUGGUGGCAUUUGCACCAAAUUUUUCUGUGUUCAUCAUCUUCCGUUUCCUGCAAGGUGUGUUUGGAAAGGGGGCAUGGAUGACCUGCUUCGUGAUUGUGACAGAAAUAGUGGGUUCCAAACAGAGGAGGAUCGUGGGGAUUGUGAUUCAGAUGUUUUUCACACUCGGGAUCAUCCUCCUGCCCGGAAUUGCCUACUUUACCCCCAGCUGGCAGGGCAUCCAGCUCGCCAUCUCGCUGCCCAGCUUUCUCUUCCUCCUUUAUUACUGGGUGGUUCCCGAGUCUCCCCGCUGGCUGAUCACCCGGAAGCAAGGAGAAAAAGCUUUGCAGAUCCUAAGGCACAUGGCUAAGUGCAACGGGAAGUACCUCUCGCCAAAUUACUCGGAGAUCACCGUUACAGAUGAAGAAGUCAGUAACCCAUCCUUUCUCGACCUUGUGAGGACUCCCCAAAUGAGGAAAUGCACACUGAUUCUUAUGUUUGCCUGGUUCACAAGUGCUGUGGUCUAUCAGGGACUCGUCAUGCGCCUGGGAAUUGUCGGCGGCAACCUCUACAUAGACUUCUUCAUCUCGGGGCUUGUGGAGCUGCCUGGAGCUCUCUUGAUCCUUCUGACCAUUGAGCGUCUUGGACGGCGCCUUCCCUUUGCAGCGAGCAAUAUAGUGGCCGGGGUGGCAUGCCUGGUCACUGCAUUCUUACCCGAAGGGAUACCAUGGCUGAGGACUGCAGUGGCUACCCUGGGAAGACUAGGGAUAACCAUGGCCUUUGAAAUCGUUUAUUUGGUAAAUUCGGAGUUGUAUCCGACAACAUUACGGAACUUUGGGGUUUCGCUCUGCUCGGGCUUGUGUGACUUUGGGGGUAUCAUAGCUCCGUUUCUACUCUUCCGGCUAGCAGCUGUGUGGCUAGAAUUGCCUCUGAUCAUCUUUGGCAUCCUGGCGUCUGUCUGUGGUGGCCUCGUGAUGCUUUUGCCUGAAACCAAGGGCAUCGCCUUGCCGGAGACGGUGGAUGACGUGGAAAAGCUUGGCAGCUCGCAACUGCAUCAGUGUGGCAGGAGAAAGAAAACCCAGGUUUCCAGUUCUAAUGUCUGAGGCCCCCCAUGUCACCUGGAGGGGACCGACGCUGUGCGGGUGCCACCCACACCCAGGAGAAGCUGAGCCUGGUGGGAAUACACCUGUGUGGUGUGCUUCAAGCUCCUCCGCGUGGCGCCCUUCCAAGGAACCUUAACGCCGGAGAUUUUGUAUGGUAUAGAUGAGUAAGGUUUAUCAUGCUACCCAAGCUUCUGGGAACACAUAAUCUUUGACCUGUUUAGCCAAGCGCCUAUAGGUACACAGAUUCUGCAUAGGCUUUCUUUCGUUGGGAGCAAUGUCUCUGACACAUUGGGUUAAGGAGAGACGAGAGAGCCUCAACUGGUUCUCAGGACAGCCCCAUCCAGGAGGCAGGAUGGACAAACCGAGGACGGGAACGUGCACAGAGUGUGCUCAGCAGAUUGAUCCAGACAGCAGAGAGCUGUGUUCUGAGGAGUCUGAGGGCUGCUAGUCCUGCCUCCUUUGAACUCAAAACACACGCCUUCACAGAGCCGACAUGUCAGGUGUGGCGUCCCCAAGCCCCGUGUGGUUCCCACCCACGUUGUGAGAACCUGGCUGUAUCAUUAUAAAGUCAUAUUGGUGUCCUGAGACCCCCGAUAUUCUGUGCCUCCUUCAGUGGACCCUUGUAACCACAGACUCUUUACUGAGGAAGAGAAAACAUGGGUUAUGGUUUCUUGGGUCUUAGAAUUUGAAUAGUAAAAGAAUAAUGAUGUCCCAUUUGUGAAUUCAGUUCCAAUGGUGCCUGUGGCUGGGAGUCAAACACACACACAGCCAGUUUCCAUUCCGUCUCAGCACUUUUGACUUGUCUUGGGGGGGGGGGGUUGUUUUCAUUUAAGGGGAAAGUCAACCGUGUCCACACUUUGAAAGAGUUGGCAGCCACUUUACAAGUGACUUGAGAGACUAGUGAGGGAUCGAAACUUUUCCUUUUUUUAAAUCAAGACUUUUCAAGUGCGAGGCUCAAAUGCAAACCCAGGGUUCCACGUCGCGUGCUGUUCUCAAGAUCUUAGGCUGAAUCUUUGGCAUGGACAGACAGCAUUAGCACUAAAGGAAAACCUUCCCGUGGUGGGAGGGGAAAAUACAUCUGUGGAGAACGUGUGUGUUUCCGACACCAUAGAACAUGUGUGUGAUGACACUGUAAUCCUCAAAGCACAUGGGAACCGAGUGCGAGUGCUCCGUCUCUCGACAGCCUUCUGGGUGUUCAAUGCCGCACCCGCUCUGUGUGCACAGGCGCCUGCUGGCCUUUCUCUGCUGUCGCACGGCUCAUGUCCACUUUACUGUUGCCUUUGGAUUGCAUUUGGAGUUGACGUGUUUCAUAACAAUAAACAAUUUUUAAACUGUU